This is a messenger RNA of Dendronephthya gigantea, 6298 nucleotides long. Its product is annotated as cytoskeleton-associated protein 5-like. The coding region runs from base 106 to 6204 and encodes 2032 amino acids. The record is from RefSeq and is a predicted model, not a curated record. Gene Ontology annotation, biological process: centrosome duplication; microtubule polymerization; establishment or maintenance of microtubule cytoskeleton polarity. Gene Ontology annotation, cellular component: spindle pole; microtubule plus-end; centrosome. Gene Ontology annotation, molecular function: microtubule plus end polymerase activity; microtubule plus-end binding. NCBI's taxonomy places the organism in Eukaryota, Metazoa, Cnidaria, Anthozoa, Malacalcyonacea, Nephtheidae. The transcript is spliced from 44 exons.
AUCACAUGAUCAGGCGGAAAGUCAACAUGGACGAACGUUGAAGACAUCACUUUUGAUAUUCUUUGCUUUGAGAGGGAUUUUUCUUCUGUUUUUACUCUUUUAAAAAUGGCUGAAGAAGCGGAUUUCACUAAACUACCACUGGAAGAAAGGGUCCAACAUAAGGUUUGGAAAGCAAGGGUGAGCGGUUAUGAAGAAUGUGCUAAGCAUUUUAAGGGAAUUAUGGAAGAAAACAGCAAUGAAUUCUCCAAAUAUGUUGGUCUGUUGAAGAAGUUCGUGGUUGAUAGCAAUGCUGUUGCACAGGAGAAAGGUCUUGAUGCUGUUUUGGCAUUUGUGGAGUAUGCAUCACCGUCAAUUUCUGGCAGAGCUGCUGCUGAUGUGGUGGCAGGCGUGGUGACAAAGUGCCUUAACGCACGACCAAAAACAAAACAGAAAGGCAUGGACAUUUGUAUGAUGUACCUGGAAGUUGAGAAGCAGGAGGCUGUCCAAGAAGAAAUUCUCAAGGGCUUGGAUAACAAACAACCAAAAAUUGUUACAGGUUGUGUGACAUUUUUGCGGACGGCAAUAAGUGAGUUUGGUGGUAAAAUAUUCGCUCUGAAACCUGUGGUUAAAGUUCUUCCAAAGCUAUUUGAUCACAGUGAUAAGAACGUUCGAGAGGAGACAAAGUUGUUGGCAAUUGAAAUCUACAAGUGGAUCAAGGAUGCGGUGAAGGCUCAAUUGACAAACAUUAAACCUGUCCAGAUGAAAGAGUUAGAAGAGGAGUGGGCUAAACUAGACCCAGCGCCACCCAAACCAACCAGGUUUACGCGAUCACAACAAGAAAAGCAAGCACAGGCACCACCGCCCAGUGAAGCAGUUGGGAGCACUAGUGGAGAAAUUGUCGAAGAAGAAUCUCACGCUGUCGACGUUGAUCCUUACGAUCUACUUGAUCCCGUUGAUAUUUUGUCCAAAAUUCCUAAAGAUUUUUAUGAGAACAUGGCAGCAACAAAAUGGUCAACAAGAAAAGAGGCAUUGGAACAACUGGACAAGCUGACAUCCAAUCCAAAGAUUGAAGGUGGACAAUAUGGGGAGCUAAUGGCCGUAUUAAAGAAGGCAAUUACAAAAGAUAGCAACGUGAUGGUUGUUGCUCUUGCUGGAAAGUGUGUGGCUGGACUGGCAACCGGUCUUCGUUCGAAAUUUGCUCCGUAUGCAACAUCGGUUGUUUCAGCCAUUUUGGAAAAGUUUAAAGAAAAGAAAGUAAAUGUUGUCACAUCCUUAAGAGAAGCCAUCGAUGCGGUGUAUACAACGACAAAUAUAGCGGCCAUCCAGGAAGAUGUGACCACGGCCAUUUCAAGCAAAAAUCCCUCCGUUAGGGAAGAAACAAUAAAGUUUUUAACUCGAGUGGGCUGCAAAAGUAAGCCAUCUGACCUACCCAGACAGGUGUUGAAACCAAUUUGUGCAAGUCUGUCGAAGAGCAUGGAUGAUACGUCUGCCCCAGUCCGUGAUGCGGCUGCAGAGGCAUUGGGUACAUUAUUGAAACUGCUAGGCGAGAGAGCUAUGGGCCCUUUUGUUGACCAACUUGACAAGAUUAAACUUGAUAAGGUAAAAGAAUUUGCAGAGAAAGCUGAGGUUAGCGCCGCGCCCAGUCGCGGGGGCAGUGCUGCUCCAGCUCCUGCUAAAGCGCAGCCUGUGAAAAAAACAGAAACUAAAUCUGCAGCUCCAAGCGGUCCAACCUCAAAAUCUACAACAUCUGAACCGAGUAAGAAACCCAGUACCGCUGGAAGUAAAGCUAAACCACCAAGCUCGUCUACCGACACUGCAAAGAAUAAGCCUGCUGGUAAGAAAGGAUCUGGCGGUAAGAAAGCUGCUAAAACUGAUUCAGCGACAUCUUUCAAAGAUGAUGAAGUGAUGAAAGAAGCAGAGAUGACGCCGGAGGAAGUAGACGCCAAAGCUGAAGAACUCAUCCCGGCCAAUAUUCGUGAACAAUUGGCCAGCACGAACUGGAAAGAGCGGUUGGCUGGGACAGAAGCCUUAACACAAUUUGUAAACGAUUUGGAUCCAAAAACUCUACCGUCCCAAGUUUUGAUCAGAACCAUGGCAAAGAAGCCUGGCUGGAAAGAAAGUAACUUUCAGGUUUUGAAGAACAAGUUCAAUCUGUGCGCUGUCAUUGCAACACUUUCAGCUUCGUUUUCCAAGAGAAGCGCAUUUUAUGCCAUAUCUGGCCUCGUGGAGAAGAUCGGUGAUAUCAAGUUGAAAGAGCAAUGUAAGGAGACAUUAAUGGUUUUCGCCGAGAAUCUUUCACUGAAUUAUGUUAGCUUAAAGGUAUCGGGUUGUGCCAGUGGACAGAAGAAUCCAAAGGUUCUGUCAGAGAGUCUGAACUGGUUGUCAGAUGCAAUUAAGGCGUUCGGUAUGAAGAUUGAUAUUAAGCCACACGUCAACUACAUAAAGCAAAGUCUGGCCCACACAAAUCCGGCUGUUCGCUCUUCCGCUAUAUCAGCACUUGGUUUGAUCUUCAUGUACACUGGUCCCAGUCUCCGCAUGUUCUUUGAAAGUGAAAAGGCAACCCUAUUGCAGCAAAUUGAUAGUGAAUUUGAAAAGGUCAAAGACGAGAAACCCCCAGCACCAACAAGAGGUGUGAUUUCCAAAAGUGCUGGUGCUGGUCAGGGGGAAUCAACAACAGCAGAUGAUGCCGAAGACGAUGGAGCUUCAUCUGUGACAAACCUGGCUGAUCUCAUUCCAAGAACAGAUAUAAGUGCACAGAUAAAACCAGAGAUCAUCAGUGAACUAAGUGAUAAGAAGUGGCAAAUUAGAGGCGAAGCACUGCAGAAGGUAUCAGGUAUCGUGAACGAAGCAAAGUACAUUACCCCAAACAUUGGAGAAUUACCUGGAUCACUGAAGGCACGAUUAGGGGAUUCAAACAAGAACUUGAUCACAGCGACGUUAAAUAUUAUAUCGUCCCUCGUGAAAGCAAUGGGGCCUGGUUCAGUAAAACACGUUAAAACAAUGGUUCCUGCUAUUAUUGCCACGCUUGGUGAUAGCAAGCCUCAAGUAAGAGCAGCAGCGAUUUCGUGCUUGAAUUCCUGGUUUGAUGAAAUUGGUUUAGUCCCUCUUGUUGAAUCUGAAGUUAUCAGCGGAGCACUGGCUACAGAUAAUCCAAACAUGAGAGCAGAGAUGUUCGGUUGGCUUGAAGAAAAACUUCCUACCCAAAAGAAACUCCCAGCGGAGGUUAAUUUGAUAGUUCCAAUAUUGUAUUCAUGUUUGGAAAGCCGCAGUGCGGACGUCAGGAAAAAAGCCCAAGGAGCGUUACCAGCCUUCAUGAAUCUUAUCGGCUGGGAUGCAAUGGUCAAACAGACCAGCAAAUUGAAGCCUGCUUCGAAGUCCACGGUUAUGGGUGUUUUGGAGAAGAAUCGACCCCAGGCGACCUCUAAGAGUAAUUCAGCUGCCGUCCAAAAACAAACCUCUCAAAGCAGCUCACCAGAGAAACCAAAGACUAAUGAACGUACUCAAGAAAAAACAAGCACUUCUAAGAAACCUGAUGAAGGAACUAAAAAGGGAAAGACAUCUUCGGCUGCCUCAAAACCUGUCACUAAGGCAACGUCUGGCAAAGCGACCGACUCUGAAGACGAUGGUCCAAUUUUGGUAGCUAAUCCAAAUGGAAGGGAUAGCAGAAUGAAGGCUGAGAAGGAACUGAAGGUACUGAAAUGGAACUUCACUACACCACUUGAUGACCACAUUCAACAAUUAAAAGAACAAAUGAAUGCUUGUGUUAGCAAGACGAUGUUGGAAAACCUUUUUCAUAAAGACUUCAAAUACCAUGUUGUCGCGUUGACUGCAUUGUCGAAGGCUAUCACACCACUGGACAACCCAGCACUCAAAGUCGAGACCAUCCAGAGUGUUGAUCUGCUUCUCAAAUGGUGCACAUUACGAUUCUUCGAUACCAAUACAACUGUUUUGAUAAAAUGCUUAGAAUUUCUAGAAUCACUUUUCACGCUUUUAGCAAAUGAAGAAUUUAAACUGUCCGAGUACGAAGCAUCAAGUUUCCUGCCAUAUCUCAUACAAAAGAUUGGUGACCCGAAAGAUGCCGUACGCAAGAUGAUUCGCGGCUUGCUAAAAUGGAUCCUCAAAGUAUAUCCUGCAAGCAAACUAUUUAACUACAUUGCGGACGGUCUAAAGUCAAAAAAUGCUAAAACACGAACCGAAUGCCUGGGGGAAAUUGCCUAUUUAGUCAGCGUCUUUGGUGAAAAUGUUUGCCAGCCAAGUCCAGCGAAGGCGUUGCCGGCCGUAGCCGCGCAGAUUUCCGAUCGGGAUAAUAGUGUUCGAAAUGCUGCUUUGAAUGCUAUUGUAGAAGUUUAUAAUCUGGUCGGAGAGACAGUCUAUAAAUAUCUUGGAAGGAUUUCAGAAAAAGAUCAAAGUUUGCUGGAAGAACGCAUCCGCCGAGCCGGCAAGACUAAAACUACAACGGAAACUGUCAAGCCAACCAGCCAGCCUGUAAAAAAAUCCAGUGAAAGUGGCGGUGCUGUUGAAAAGAAAUCCUUAAAACAAGGAACAACACCAAGCAAAGCAAAUUCAGCCUCCGCAGCCAACACUGUUCAGCAGUACUUUUCGCUGGACUUGGAUUCGAUUGAGAAAGCGCCUGGCAGCACCACUAACGAAAUACCAUCUUUGGUUGCUAAUGAUCAUGUGGAUGAUUUACUUAAAGAACCUCUACCAACACUGCCUCGUACAGCAGGAAGCACUUUAACUAGUGGUCGAAAGAUGUUUUCUCCAAGCAGUUCGUCAGCUUCAGUUGAUUACUGCGUGUCCCAAAUUGCUAGUAAUGAUAUUAGAUUAGCGAUCACUGCUUUAAAAGAACUGGAAAAUCACUUUAAAGUCAAUGGGCCAGCUGUAUGGCUGAAGCACCUUAAUCAAUUCAUGAUCGCCUGUGUUCUUCAACUACGAAUGAUUCUAUCCACGCACUUGGUGUCAGAUGCUUACCAGGAAGAAGACAUUAUCAAUUUAUACAAGUGUAUUUUUAAUAACCUAUUCACUUUACUCGGCGAGCCGAUCCUGGCCCGGGCAAUUCCGAAAGAAAUUCUGAAAGAUGUGAUUCAUGUGAUGAUUAGUACGUUACUGGACGAAAACCUGGUUAGUCUUUACGAAGGUCCUCAAGUCAUUCGAUGCUUGAAUAUAUUGAUGCUACACAUCACGGAGAAGCCGAAUAGAAACCAUCUACUUGGUGCUUUGAUCAAGCUGCUCCAAGACAGUGUUACGCAUUAUUCCAGUGCUUCAAAAUUUCUUGAAUUGAUAAUGAAGUGCAUAUGGCGGAUAACACGAAUGCGGGCUGCAAAUGUUCAAGAACUUAACCUAAGCCAAGCUUUACUGGACAUUCAUCUCUUCUUCGAAGCUCAUCCAACAUCCACGUGGAAAAACCGUUCUGAUGAUACUCCAUUGAGGACGAUGAAAACUGUCUUACAUUCUUUGAUCAAACUGAAAGGAGACAAGCUAUUAGAUCACAUUGAUCUUAUCAGCAAUCCCGAUCAAAGUGAAAUCGUAAUGUAUAUCCGCGUAACGUUGAAAGCAAAUACAGCCAAGUCUCAUAUCAAGAAACAGUCUUCUAUACAGGACGAAAGAUCAUCACUUGAACUAACACCGCAAUCGCCAAAGAGCACCAAGAUCAAAAGAAGCAAAAUCAGUCAAGAGCUUCACGACACGUUGGGUGAUAUUUUUCGAAAGAUUGGGUCGAACGAAACUACCAAGGAAGGAUUGAAUGCUCUUUACGACUUUAAACAAGAAAACAAAAACGUGGAUAUCGAUCCUUUUCUAAAACAAACGUCGGAUUUUUUUCAAAAGUACAUUGCUAGGAGUCUGAAGACUAUCAAGGCAGAAAGGGAGCAAGCUAAUUCAGAAAACAUUGAAAUAAAAACUACAUCAUCAACGAGAAUAGAUGAUCCAUCAUAUUUCCGCAAUCGACUCCUGGUAUUGCAGAAGAAAUAUGGCGAUAUUCAAGUUAAAGAGGACCUUACCAAGCCGAAUGAGCCUGAAAAAAGUGAGUCAGAGAAAGAACCGGUUAACAUACCCUCCUCGACGCCAGUAACCUUAGGAACUGUAGACGAUAAUCUUAUUUUACCAACAAUACCAAAAAGCAACAGCGGAGAUAACUCCAGCGCUGCUGAUAAUCCAGCUGAAAGUUCUACAGAUUUGACGGAACUACGAAAACGUUUAGAGAUAAUCAAGAAUAAAGCAAUGUAGCUAUAUCAUAAGAUGCAUGUUGAAUUUAUUAUUGGCAUUGUGACCCCAUUGUGUUGUGUUGUGCAUAUUUAAAUGUGUCUUGAAUAGUCGUAUU